Molecule: messenger RNA, 1126 nt
Organism: Populus nigra (black poplar)
Lineage: Eukaryota; Viridiplantae; Streptophyta; Magnoliopsida; Malpighiales; Salicaceae
Product: vesicle-associated membrane protein 711-like
Exons: 4
Coding region: 131-793 (220 amino acids)
Biological process (GO): vesicle-mediated transport
Cellular component (GO): membrane
Source: RefSeq, a predicted model, not a curated record
GCAAUCCGAUCUCACUCAAUUAAUAAUUAAUAAUUAAUUAAUAAUAUUAUCCCACUCAAUUCCCUUCCCCUUCCCUCGGUUUCUCCUGUUUUUUACAGCAAGCAGGCUCAUCGCUUCCGUUUAGAUCCCAAUGGCGAUCCUGUACGCGCUAGUGGCAAGGGGAUCGGUGGUGCUAGCGGAGUUCAGCUCUACAGCAACGAACGCAAGCGCGAUUGCUAGGCAAAUACUGGAUAAGAUACCUGGCAAUGAUGAUAGCAAUGUCUCUUACUCUCAAGAUCGUUAUAUUUUUCAUGUUAAACGCACCGAUGGCCUCGCCGUUCUUUGCAUGGCCGAUGAAACCGCCGGCAGAAGAAUUCCGUUUGCAUUUCUUGAGGACAUUCAUCAGAGAUUUGCCAGGACUUAUGGACGUGCAGUUAUUACAGCUCAAGCUUAUGCCAUGAAUGAUGAGUUCUCAAGAGUUUUGAGCCAACAAAUGCAGUACUACACUAAUGAUCCGAAUGCAGAUAGGAUAAAUAGACUGAAAGGUGAAAUGAGCCAGGUGCGAAAUGUUAUGAUUGAGAACAUUGACAAAGUUUUGGAGAGAGGUGAUCGCUUGGAAUUGCUGGUAGAUAAAACCGCCAACAUGCAAGGAAACACCUUACGUUUCAGAAAGCAAGCUCGUCGUUUCAGCAGCGCAGUAUGGUGGAGAAAUGUCAAGCUCACGGUUGCUUUAAUUUUACUACUUCUAGUGAUUAUCUACGUUGUGCUGGCCGUUGUAUGCCAUGGAGUUACACUGCCUACAUGCCGAAAGUAAAGAGCAACUUUUGAGCGAUCUGGUGUGCUUUGUGCUUGCAUUUUUUUAUUAAUUAAUUUAUUUUUCUCAGUAAAGAGCAACUUUUGAGUGAGAUCUGGUGUGCUUUGUGCUUGCAUUUUUUUAUUAAUUAAUUUAUUUUUCUCGGUUUUUCUGUUUGAAAUUUCUCUCCUCGGAGUUGUAUUAAAUUUCUUCUUUCAGGCAAUGUGAAAUACUUGAAUUAUCCGGGCCUGUGCUCGCACUUCUUGUUAACAGACUGCCCUUGUGGAAACAAAGUGAUGCAGGCUGUAUGUUUAUUGAAGCAUGUGAUUGAUAUAAUAGUUAUUUGAGUACCAA